UGUCAGCUCUACACCUUGUUUCCUCUCCGGCUGCGAGGAAACUUUCGGGACAUGGCAUUUCUAUAAGCUUAUUCAAAUUGCUGCAAUCCAGGAAAUAAGCUUUGUCACUGGAAAUGAUCAGAGAGGUCGUUUCCUCCACUAUCUCUCACUGAGGCGAACAGAAAAAUAACAUGAGAGACGCAGGAGGAGAAGGAGGAGGCGGCGGAGACAAAAUCUGCAAAUCUGAGAAGGAUCAGAGUUGGAUCCCCAAAAUCAUCAAGAAAAGAGUGUGCACCACCUUUGUAGAAGAUUCUUUCAGUAAUGGAGCCCUGUGUCAGUGCGGGGGGGCGAGAGAUGCACAUGGCUCUGUGGCUCUCGGUGACUAUUUCAGCACAGCGAUUGUCAACCACUGGGACAGCGCCCAGCACUCCUCUGAAUACCCGACGGAUGCUUUUGGAGAGUUGCAGUUUGCAGGAGCCAGCAAGAGGCAUAGCUAUUUUCUGCGUCUGUCAUGGGACACACCCCCGUCUAUGGUCUACACCCUAAUGACCGCCCACUGGGGUCUUCCUGCCCCCAACUUGGUGGUUUCUGUAGUGGGUGGAGAAGGCAGGACAAAGGUGAAGACUUGGGUACGGGAGGUGAUCAGACAGGGACUGGUGAAAGCCUCACAAAGCACAGGGGCAUGGAUCCUGACCGCGGGCUUGCGUGAAGGCAUUGGUAGGUGUGUAGGAGAGGCAGUUAGGGAUCAUGCCACUGCAGCCUCGUCGGUGUCCCUCAACAAGGUGGUGGCGCUGGGUAUCGCUCCGUGGGGGCUGGUGCACAACCGACAGCAGCUGGUCAACCCUCAGGGUAGCUUUCCCGCUAAGUACUAUGUCCAGAACACGUCCCGAGACUCCUGCUGCCUGGACAACAACUACCAGGCCUUUCUGCUGGUGGACGACGGCAGCGUGGGACGCAGAGGAGGAGAGACGGGGUUCAGGGCUAAACUGGAGGACUACAUUUCCCACCAGCGCACAGGAAUCUGGGGCAGCGGCAGCAUUGACAUCCCUGUCCUUUGUAUGCUGGUAUCAGGACACGCCAACAUGCUGGAGAGAGUUGAUCUCUCUCUGAAAAACUCCAUGCCCUGGCUGGUGCUGGCUGGCUCAGGAGGCCUCGCUGACUUCUUGAGCGACGUCUUGGAGAAUCUGUCAUCAGCGCCGGUUGUCCAGUGUUCUGGCGAGGGAGAGAGCGAGACGGGCCCCAGUGUGGAUCUGAAAGACAGAGUUGCAGAACGGGUUAAGAGGCACUUUCCCUCUGAAGCGGAGUCAGACAAACUAGUUGAACGGGCUCUGAGCAUCUACCAGAACAGAGACUUUAUAACAAUCUACCAUGGAGAGCAGGAGGGCCCGAAUGACUUUGAUACAGUGCUGCUCAAGGCCUUGGUGGGAGCAAGUAAGCAGCGAGCAUCAGUUGAUUCCAGCCCUUACAAUGACGAGCUGAAGCUAGCGGUCACAUGGAACAGGGUUGACAUUGCCAAGAGCGAGCUCUUCAAUGGAGACAUUCAGUGGAGGUAUGAAGACUUGGAAGACUCCAUGACAGACGCCUUGGUCAACGACAAGCCUCAGUUUGUGCGUCUUUUCACUGAGAAUGGCCUCAACAUCCUGGACUACCUGACUUACGGCAGGCUGGAAAGUCUCUACCGCUCAGUGGCUGAUGGGACGAUGCUUUACCAGCUGCUUCAGCGCUGUCUGGUGGAGCGGCAAGGAAGUGCAGCCCCCGCGCCAAUAUCAAACCUGUCAGACUCACCUUCCAACGCGGCAGCAGAGAACAUGCAGAGGGGCCCAGUGACAGAGAUCAGCCUUUUUGAGGUUGCUGGAGUGCUGGAACUUUUAAUGGGUGAUGUCUGCCAGCCAUUUUACUACGAUGCUUUGGACUUAGAACAGAUAUCAUCCAAGAGGAGAGCUCUGAGGCGUGUCAGUAAGCUGCUGCGUGGAGACUGCUUGUAUCGGGAGAAGCGCUGCCUCUUCCCCUGGGCUUCACUCUUCAUCUGGGCCGUCCUCCAGAACCGCAGCGAGAUGUCCACUUUCUUCUGGGAGAUGGCCGGGGAGUCAGUGCUGAGCGCUCUGGCCGGCUGUAAGAUACUGAGAGAAAUGUCCAAGCUGGAGGUGGAGACUGAGACUAAACUGUCGAUGAAAGAGCUGGCCCAGAGGUUUGAGAACCUGGCACACGACGUCUUCAGCUCUUGCUAUCGCAGCAAUGAAACUCGCUCUUUCACCCUGCUGAUCAGGAAGUCUCCAGUUUGGGGUGGAACCACCUGCCUACAGAUGGGCAUGGGCGCUGAUGCCCGACUUUUCUUCAGCCAUGACGGAGUACAGUCUCUGUUGUCGCAGAUCUGGUGGGGGGACAUGAAGAGAAACACAGAGGUUUGGAAGCUCCUGCUCACUUUCUUUUGCCCCGUCCUCUGCUACACCAACCUCAUCUCAUUCAGGGAACAAGAUGACCAGCAUCAAGAGGAGGAGGGGAAGCCUAACGAGGACGGGCCUGGCAGGGACAGUGACAGCCUCUAUGGCACCACCAUCUUCUCUUUCUCGGACAUCAAGCACAUUGAAGCUGAUGCACAAGGAUCCCACACUCCCAGGACAGCAACCAUCAAAGGCAUACCCCACUCUCACAGACCACCAAAACGUCCGUUUAUAGUGUCAAGAUGGCGUGAGUUCUGGUUUGCACCCGUUACUUCAUUUUUGGGCAACGUCCUGAUGUACUUCCUCUUCCUGCUGCUGUUUGCGUACGUGCUGCUGGUGGACUUCAAGCCCUGGCCGCCUGCUGGUCCGGCCAUCACUGAGUAUGUGCUGUACUUUUGGGUAUUCACCAUCGUGUGUGAGGAGAUCCGAGAGACGUUCUUUCUGGGGACAAAGAGUUGGCGUCAGAGGAUCAGAGUGUACAUUCAGGAUGUGUGGAACAAGUGUGACCUUACUGCUAUCUCGCUGUUCAUCAUAGGAGUAAUCUGCAGGAUGUUCGAAUUGACAUACAGUUUUGGCCGCGAUAUCCUGUGUGUGGACUACAUGGUCUUCACCCUCCGUCUCAUUCACAUCUUUGCCAUUCACAAACAGCUGGGACCAAAAAUCAUCAUAGUUGGCAAGAUGAUGAAGGAUGUCUUCUUCUUCCUUUUCUUCCUGAUGAUUUGGCUCAUGGCAUACGGAGUCGCCAAUCAGGCUUUGCUGUACUCCUACGACCCCAGCUUAGAUCGCAUCUUUCGCCGGGUUUUCUACAGACCAUACUUGCACAUCUUUGGACAGAUCCCCGUGGAAGAGAUGGAUGUGGGGAAGACGUGGGACAUGCCCUGCACAGACAACGUGACAUUGAUUGAGGAGGGUGGGGAGCCGUGCAGGACAAUGGAAAGCAACUGGCUGGUGGUCAUUCUGCUGAUUGUUUAUCUGCUGGUCACCAAUAUCCUGCUCAUCAACCUGCUCAUCGCCAUGUUUAGCUACACCUUCUCUGAAGUGCAAGCUAACAGUGAUAUCUACUGGAAGUUCCAGCGCUACAACCUGAUUGUCCAGUACCACUCCCGUCCCUCCCUGGCUCCUCCUUUCAUCAUCCUCUCUCACAUCAAUCUCUUUAUUAAGAGGCAGAUCCGCAAGGUGCCGUCCAUCAAAAUCCACCACUUUGUAUUGCAGUUGAGAGGGAAAGCAGCUAACCGGCUAAUGACGUGGGAAACCAUUCAGAAGGAGGACUUCCUCACCGCCCAGAACAAGAUCCAGAAAAGCAGCGACUCAGAGAGGCUCAAACGGAUGUCUGCCAAAGUGGAUGGUGUGCUCAAACACAUGACUGAAAGCAGAGACGUUGACCACAGGCUGAGGGCUCUGGAGAAUGAGAUGGAGUACUGCUCAACUGCUCUCAGCUGGAUCGUCGAUACUUUGGCUCAAGGCGGCACAUUCAAACCUCCACGGCCUCCACCUACACUGAGAGAUGCGUUUCCCUCCUCUUCCAGUUCCACCUGAUUUACUAGGUGAUGCCUUCACUUGCUCUGGGUCGGGAAAAGGACAAGGUUUAAGUGCUUUUACUACUGCAGCUCCCACGAUAUGCUCACUAUAAUCUUACUGUUUGCCAGCCAUGGUCAUCACUAGACUCAAAUAGUUUCAUUUAUUUUGAAUUUAAAAAAAACCAAACCCAAACAUGUAGCAGCCGUCACUACUUGUUACAGUAUUGAUUAAAUCCGAAAGCUGAUAUUUUAGGAGUGCAAUCAAUCUUAUUCAAAUGCCAAAGUCAAGUCUAUGUAUUUAUGAUGUGGCAUGAUAUAUUUUAUGUGUUUUAUAUGACAGUGCUAUCAUGUCUUUAUUGCUGUAUUUUAUAAGGUUUUUAUAGGUUAUAACUGCUAUAUUGACACUAUGAUAUUGUUUACAGGGUUUACAGUCAAUGCACAUUGUAAUACUCAGUGUUCAGUUACUUAAUAUUGUUACAUUAUUGUAUUCUAUUCAAUAAACUGUAUAUACAGUAUAA
Plectropomus leopardus (leopard coralgrouper) is the source of this 4455-nucleotide messenger RNA. Its product is annotated as transient receptor potential cation channel subfamily M member 4-like. Lineage: Eukaryota; Metazoa; Chordata; Actinopteri; Perciformes; Serranidae. Gene Ontology annotation, biological process: calcium ion transmembrane transport. Gene Ontology annotation, molecular function: ligand-gated calcium channel activity; calcium-activated cation channel activity. The record is from RefSeq and is a predicted model, not a curated record. Gene Ontology annotation, cellular component: plasma membrane.